Messenger RNA from Xiphophorus hellerii (green swordtail), 1963 nucleotides. RefSeq names its product C-type mannose receptor 2-like. The transcript has 6 exons. The coding region runs from base 99 to 1634 and encodes 511 amino acids. The record is from RefSeq and is a predicted model, not a curated record. Lineage: Eukaryota; Metazoa; Chordata; Actinopteri; Cyprinodontiformes; Poeciliidae.
UCGUUGUUGGAGAGAGAGCUGCAGCUUUUCACUGUUUAAAUGUUCUUCAUCCAACAGAGACAAACUGCUGGAGGAAAAUAAUUCAUCUGACAGCAAAGAUGCAGUGGAGUCUGAUUCUGCUCUUCCUGAUGGCUCAGUGUUGCUUCAUUGACUGUCAGCUCUAUCAGUUUCACUACAUUAAUGAGAAUAAAACCUGGACUGAAGCUCAGCAGUACUGCAGAGAGAAACACACUGACCUGGCCACAGUGACUAACAUGAAGGACAUGAAGAGACUCAUCAACAUCUCAGCUGGAGAUCAGAGUGAAGCUUGGAUUGGUCUGAUUAGUAAACCAGAAUUUACCAGAACAUGGUUCUGGUCUCUGUCUGGAGCGGAGUUCAAUGAAAGUGAGACAAACUGGAACAAAGAAGAACCAACUAAUGGUGGAUCUGAAAACUGGAGAGCUGCAGCUUUUCACUGUUUAAAUGUUCUUCAUCCAACAGAGACAAACUGCUGGAGGAAAAUAAUUCAUCUGACAGCAAAGAUGCAGUGGAGUCUGAUUCUGCUCUUCCUGAUGGCUCAGUGUUGCUUCAUUGACUGUCAGCUCUAUCAGUUUCACUACAUUAAUGAGAAUAAAACCUGGACUGAAGCUCAGCAGUACUGCAGAGAGAAACACACUGACCUGGCCACAGUGACUAACAUGAAGGACAUGAAGAGACUCAUCAACAUCUCAGCUGGAGAUCAGAGUGGAGCUUGGAUUGGUCUGAUCAGUAAACCAGAAUUUACCAGAACGUGGUUCUGGUCUCUGUCUGGACUGGAGUUCAAUGAAAGUGAGACAAACUGGAACCCAGGAGAACCAUCUGAUAAAGGAAAUCAAGCACCUGAGAACUGUGGGGCUGUGUAUCAAAAUCUCACAUGGCUAGAUCAGGGUUGCCAGUGGAUUGAAUAUUUCCUCUGCUAUGAUGAAACUAAUAAAACCCAUAAAUAUCACCUGAUUAAAGACAAGAAGACCUGGCAGAAAGCUCAGAGUUACUGCAGAGAGAAUCACACAGACCUGAUCAGUGGAACGAAGCGACAGGAUGAAGAAGUGAAGAAAUUGAUGGAAUUUACAAACAGUAAAGCAUAUUUUGGUUUAUUCAGAGACAACUGGAGGUGGUCAGAUGGAAGCAGUUUCUCUUUCAGACACUGGAAUAAUGACUUUAACAAUCCAGAAUCCAACAGUGGUCAAUGUGCCAUGACUGUGUUUAAUGAUGGAGGCAGAUGGAAGAAUAUGAGCUGUGCUGAAAGAAAACCCUUCAUCUGUUAUCAUGAUAAAUUGAUCCUGAUCAAAGAGAAGAUGAACUGGGAGGACGCCUUGACCUACUGCAGAGAUCACCACCAUGACCUGGUCACCAUCACCAACAUGGAGGAUCAGAGAUGGAUCCAGGAGAAAGUCAAGAACGCAUCGACUGAUUAUGUCUGGACGGGUCUGCGCUACACCUGCACUCUUGAUUUCUGGUUCUGGGUCAGUGAUGAGGUGGUCAUCUACAAGAACUGGGCCGAAGGUGAACCGAUGGACGACUGUGACAUGUCUGGAGCCAUGGAGACGAGAGGAGGACAUAAAUGGUUCAAAAGAAAUGAUUCUGACCUGUUUAAUUUCAUCUGUUCUAUGUACUGAAAUCCUCUCUGUGCUUCUUCUUAAAUACUUGAAAUAUUACUUUAGAUAAAUGCAUAAGAUGUUAGUUUUAAUUGAAGUAGAAGGUAACAUUAAGCUUCAACUGCUAAACACUUUAAACAACAUUCUUGGUGCUUCCAGCAGAGACAUGUAUGAUACCUAAUCAAUACAUUCUGUAGAUCAUAUAUAUCUUAGUGAUAAUUAUUUGGUGAUCUGGGGACUCAUUUAUAAAAUAUUGCCAUCUUAGGUAUACUAAAAGUGUGUGUGUGCAUUUAAUUGGUUUCUUUUUCUGUAUCGUCUGCUGUCGAAAUAAACUCAAUAAUAAUACCUCA